This is a messenger RNA of Capronia epimyces CBS 606.96, 1302 nucleotides long. RefSeq lists its product as uncharacterized. Gene Ontology annotation, molecular function: oxidoreductase activity. The transcript has a single exon. Lineage: Eukaryota; Fungi; Ascomycota; Eurotiomycetes; Chaetothyriales; Herpotrichiellaceae. Bases 1 to 1302 code for a protein of 433 amino acids. The record is from RefSeq and is a predicted model, not a curated record.
AUGAGAGUAGCAAUCAUCGGUGGCGGACCAGCCGGCUGCACGGCUGCCUACACGCUGCGCAAAUUCGGGUGCGAUGUGCACCUCUUCGAGCGAGACAAUCGCAUCGGCGGGCGCACCAGCCAAAUCCGCAAGGAAGGCUUCAAUCUGGGGACGGGCGCUCUGUUCCUGAUGGGAGGUAUCUAUCCUCGCACCAACGCCAUCCUGAAGGAACUCGGCCAUGACAAGGACGUGGUGCCCUGGAAAGCCACCACGCAUGUCGUGGACUGGGACCGCCAACGCUACACCGCGCGCUUCGACAAGAUCACGAGCUUCAUCAUGCUGCCGGUGUUCAAUUUCCUCGAUCGGCUGAAGAUUGUGUUUGGCAUCGUCAAGCAGUUCCUCUCCCCCGGCCCCAAGUCGCUCUUCGACGGCGCCGAACUCGCCCACUACGACCACGGCGAGACCCUGGACACCUGGUCCGACCGGGUGCUGGGGAAAAAAGGCACGAAUUAUCUGACACUGCCGUACAUGGGCUUCCUCUAUGCGGUGCCGCUGAGCUGGCAGUCCACCCCUCUGUUCCAAGGCGUCGUCCAGCAGUUCUACAAGUUGUCGCUGCAGGUGCCGCCGGAGGGCGUAGGGCAGUUCAGUGAAUGGCUUGUCGAGGGCACGCCCGGUCUCGAUCUCCACCUGUCCACUCCGGUGGAGGCGGUCAGCAUCCACGAUGCCGGCGGCUACACGGUCAGCGCUGGCGGCAACUCCUAUGAUGUCGACGGCGUGGUGAUGGCGCCCGAGCCCGGCGUGGCUGCCGAUCUCCUGACCGGCCUCAUCCCACCGGACUCGCUAGCCAAGCUUCGCAACUGCCGCUACUCCGAAUACGCUCACGUCCAGCUCUGCUACAAGAAAAACCCGUGGCCGAACUUCCCAGCCUCCAUCGCGCUGCCUGCGACCAACUUGAGAAACUGGGGCGCUUGCGUGCUGUUGAGCCGUCGCCAUCCCAACUCGGUUCCCCCCGGCGGCGAAGCGGUCGGCGUAUACUUCUAUACGCCGCCGCUGGCGAACAUGACCGACGACGACAUCAAGCGCGAAGCCCUGACGGCCGUGACGGAAGUGUUCGGCGCCGCCCCCGAACCGGACUUCAUCGAGAUGUUCCACUACAAGCGUGGCCUUUCGCUCUCGCCGCCAGGCCAUUUCGCCACCUUGAACUCACUGCAUAGCGAAAUGCCCAGCGGCAUUGUUCUCGCCGGCGAUUACUUCGCCCACGCCGGUGUGGAAGCGGCAGUGUUAAGCGGCGAGCGGGCGGCGUAUCGGUUACUAGGCAAAUGA